Molecule: messenger RNA, 1379 nt
Organism: Juglans microcarpa x Juglans regia
Lineage: Eukaryota; Viridiplantae; Streptophyta; Magnoliopsida; Fagales; Juglandaceae
Product: protein MAK16 homolog
Exons: 9
Coding region: 132-1037 (301 amino acids)
Biological process (GO): maturation of 5.8S rRNA; maturation of LSU-rRNA
Cellular component (GO): preribosome, large subunit precursor; nucleolus
Source: RefSeq, a predicted model, not a curated record
UCCGACGUCAUUAACACCCACUUCCCCACCUGUCCUAAAACCCUAACACCAACUUCCCCGUCUUAUGUCCUUGCGUUUUCGUCCGAAGAGCCCAAUUGGCUGUAAAGUAAAACUGAAAAGUCUGGUUAAGGAUGCAGCACGACGAGGUGAUAUGGCAGGUAAUCAGGCAUAACCACUGCAGUUUCAUGGCCAAAAUUGCCACUGGGAAUUUCUGUAGAAACCCCUAUAACGUGACCGGGAUUUGUAACCGGAGCUCCUGCCCUCUCGCCAAUAGUCGCUAUGCCACCAUUCGCGACCAUGACGGAGUCUUCUAUCUUUAUAUGAAAACUAUAGAAAGAGCUCACAUGCCAAACAAAUUGUGGGAGAGACUGAAAUUGCCCAGAAAUUAUGAGAAGGCACUUGAGAUAAUAGACAAACAUAUGAUGUAUUGGCCUAAGUUCCUUGUACACAAAACAAAGCAGCGGUUGACCAAGAUGACUCAAAUGCGGAUACGCAUGAGGAAGCUUGCUUUGAAAACAAGGGAGAAAAUUAUGACAACACCAAGGAAGGAAAAGAAAAGAGAGGCUAGAAGAGAGGAAAAGGCCGAAAGGGCAGCAGCAUUGGAUAAGAGCAUUGAAAAAGAACUAUUAGAACGCCUUCAGCAAGGAGUUUAUGGUGACAUAUAUAACUAUCCUGUUAAGGAAUACAAUAAAGUUCUUGAUAUAGAAGAGGGGCAGGCUGCUAGCGAAGAUGAAGACGAGAUGGAACCAGAGAUAGAAUAUGUUGAGGGUUAUGAUGAACUUGAAGAGGAAGAUGAUAUAGAAGAUUUUGAUGGUCUUGCAAUUUCCCAGUCUCAUGCGGAUUAUGAUAAGGUUGAAACGGAUGGAGAUGAGGAAGAGGUUGAACCAGUUGCUGGCAAGAGAGUGAGGAAGGAAGCAGCCUCAAGUUUAAGAAACUUUGAGACAGAUGAACCUGGUGCAAAAUUGAAGAAGAGAGCGAGGGUGCUUGUUGAGGUAGAGCACGAAGAUGUUGAUGAAAGUCAAAAGGCUGCCCACUGAGUGUUUAAAGCAUAUUGCUUCACUUGUUAUGCUUGUUAACCGGCAAAUGGCAGAGAUACCUUGUUCGCUUCUUGUAGAGUAUGUUUAAAACCUCACUGGGAAAAGAGGGAAAGUUACUAUAGCGGAUGAAAUUUUGAUAGCUAUCUCUUGAUCACGGUUGAAAUUUUUUAUUUAUUAGAUAGAUAAUAGUUUCUCUUGAUUUCUUUUCUCCCAUUUUUGGGAGAAGGGGCUGUACUAGAGUGAAUUUCAUGGCCUUUUCUAGUCUCUACGGCCUCAAAACUCGAUUAUUCUGUUUACUGCUGCUCAGAAAUGACAUGAGUUCUCGCACGAGGUUAUGUGAAA